Messenger RNA from Chanos chanos (milkfish), 6945 nucleotides. RefSeq names its product phospholipase C, epsilon 1 (gene plce1). Bases 1 to 6816 code for a protein of 2271 amino acids. The transcript has 33 exons. Gene Ontology annotation, molecular function: phosphatidylinositol-4,5-bisphosphate phospholipase C activity; guanyl-nucleotide exchange factor activity. Lineage: Eukaryota; Metazoa; Chordata; Actinopteri; Gonorynchiformes; Chanidae. Gene Ontology annotation, biological process: phosphatidylinositol-mediated signaling; Ras protein signal transduction; release of sequestered calcium ion into cytosol. The record is from RefSeq and is a predicted model, not a curated record.
AUGGCAUCUGAGAGUCUCACUGCUCUGAAUGGAACCAGGGGCCUGGGAAAAGAGAUAACUAAAAUCAGAAAUAACCUGCACGCGUAUGCGUUGUCUGAGGAUGAAGGUUCAUAUCAUCCGCCACUCGACAGCAGCCAGGACUGGCAAAAUCCAGCUUCGGCUGAGAUAUGUAAGAACGGCAAAGCGUGGAAGUCACUGGAGGCCAGAUCUAAGAGCCUGGAUUCCCUUGGGCCGGAAAACAGUGACAUGGUGUGCACCAGUCGAGGGGAGAGUCAUUGGGCAGAGGGAUUGUGUUGCAGCCAGCUGUGUAGGACCUAUGAUCCAGUGGAAACGUUCAGCGGCUGCCAGGGGGGUGGCUCUCGUACUGGAAGAGAGGGAACAGUGUCUCAGCAGGGCAGCAUUCAGUCGGAAACAGAGGGGUUUUCUUCUGACGUGACUCGCCUCACUCAAAGGCCGCCAAAUUUAAGCGGUUCGGAUACUGCCCUGUGCCAGCUGGAUCCUGACUCAGAUAAACGAAGGGAAGAGAGAACGUGCUGUAGCCACUGCACGAGGAGAAGCAGCCUGCCCGCGCCCCCCCUAACGGGAACCCACUACGCGAGGGAAACCGCAGCGCGGGAUAGGUCAGCUGUCAGAUGUGGUCGCUGUUUUAAAGAUAUCUACUCCAGCUUGGAGAGGCUCGCAAGGAUACCCAAAGCCAAGUGCUCUGUUCAAGAGUGUCUGAGGGGGCCUUUUCGUGGAACGAUGGCUCUGAAAUCGUCUACCGCCAUCCAACAAAGUAACGCUGAGGACGUCGUGUCGGAUAGCAGGUUCGCGCGGAGCAAGGAGCGCUCCACUGUCCUGGUCAGAAGAUAUUUGAAAAACAACCAGAAGAUCAAGAAGACUGUUUGCACUGGCACCAGAGUGAUUGUGAGAAAGCUACCCACCGGUCAUAUCUCAGAGAGGGCAUGGGAGUCUGUUUGUGGAAAGACCUGUCACCCAGCUGUGAGGCACCUACAGACAGCCAGUGUACAAACCAGAGUGCCUCUGUCCCUACUGCUGCAGGUUUCCAAAGCUCUUCUCACCUACGCAGGGGUCAGGUUCACAAAGGUUGGUCAAGCUGAUCCUAUCCUGACUCCAGAGGUCCACUUCCUACACCCCUCCUGGAAACUUCUGGCCUGUGUGCAGCCCUCUUACCCAGGGUACUGCUCUGUAGGGACAUGGCCCUUGUCGUCCCCAGUGUUGAUUAACUACCGGGCCUGCUUUCUGAGGACCAGCAUUGCUACUCAGCUCACUGGAGCCUUGCUGGAGGCUACUGCAGGCCUCGCAGCCCGGACUUCGUUACCCAGUGUCGCUGUUGGCUCCACCAGCAAAGCCACCCCAAAAGAGCGGCAGCUCUGCGGCUCCAUGGCUGGCGCCAGUGCCCUGUCGCCCAACGUGACGGGCAUCAGCAAGGAGCUGGCGGACCUGCGUCACCUCAUUCAGUUCCCCGAAGAGAUCGCCUACGUCCUAACGGAACAGGAGCAGCAGCUGUAUCGCCGCGUUUUCCCUUUGGACUACCUCUGUUUCCUCACCCGUGAUCUGGGUAGCCCAGAGUGCCAGAAGCGUCAUCCGCACCUCAAAGCGUCUCUGUCUGCUCCCAGUAUGCCCACGCAGAACACCCACUAUAACACUGUGGAGGAUCUGGUGACACGCUUCAACGAGGUCAGCUCCUGGGUGACAUGGCUGAUCCUCACUGCGGGCACUAUGGAAGAGAAGAGGGAGGUAUUCUCCAACUUGGUUCAUGUGGCAAAGUGCUGUUGGAACAUGGGCAACUACAAUGCGGUUAUGGAGUUCUUGGCAGGGCUCAGAUCUCGAAAGGUCCUUAAGAUGUGGCAGUUCAUGGACCAGGCUGACAUUGAGACCAUGCGCAGCCUGAAAGAUGCUAUGGCCCAGCACGAAUCCUCAUCAGAGUACAAGAAAGUGGUGAAUCGGGCCCUUAACAUUCCUGGCUGUAAGGUGGUGCCGUUCUGCGGUGUGUUCUUGAAGGAGCUCAGUGAUGCUCUUGAUGGUGCUGCUAGUCUGAUUGGUUUACGCCCUUCUUUGGACUCUCGUGAGGACUCCAUGGAGUUUGUCUCGGACUACGAUGGCCAGCAGCACUUUCUUCAGAGAGCAGGAAGUGAUGGCCUGCACAGCUCAGAGAAAGAGGCCACAGUCAGCAACAUCCUGCAGACCAUCCGAAGCUGCAACCGUAGCCUAGAAGCUGAGGAGUCUGAGGAGGGCGGCCGUGAGGGUGGUACCUUCUAUGCCAACUAUCUCAAAGACAAGAGCAGAAACCAAUUUUUAAUGGGGGAGCUCUCGGACUCUGAGGGAGAUUUGGCGGAUUUGACUCCUAAGGAUAUAGAUGUCCAGACAGCUGAGGAGACGCAAGGAGCUUUCAGUCACGGCACGGAGCUCAUCCCCUGGUACGUGCUCUCCUUACAGCCCGACGUGCACCACUUUCUCCAGCAGGGCGCCACCGUAAUCCACUACGACCAGGAGACCCACCUUACCGCCCGUUGCUUCCUCCGUCUGCAGCCCGAUAACUGUUCCCUUACGUGGGCCAAACCUCAGAGCAGCUGCCCCCUGGUCUGGAAAGCCAAGGGCUUUGUUGGAAGCCACCCAUGGCCAGAGAACCUUCCCCUGGGCCAGGCUGUUUUCAACGGGCUUACAGAAGGGCUUCUGGACCUGACCUUGGUGAAGGCUGUGUUCAUGGGUCACCACGGACUGGACAUUCACUCCGUCUGUUUGCAAAAUAAGUUGUGUAAUAUGAAUGUGGAGGAGAAUGGCAUCACACUACUCUAUGGGCUCCACACUACUGAUAACCGUCUUCUACACUUUGUGGCCCCCAAGCAUACGGCGAACAUGCUGUAUGAGGGCCUACAAGAGCUGGUCAGUGCAAUCAGGAAAAUCAAAAAAUUCCCCGACCAGAGGCUGCAGUGGCUUCGCAGGCAAUACGUCAGCCUGUACCAGGAGGAUGGUAAAUUUGAGGGUCCGACGUUGGCCCAGGCCAUUGAGCUGUUCGGGGGCAGACGUUGGAACAUGGGUGCGGGUAGCACAGGGACGCUGGGUAGAAGCACGGAAAAGGCCGGUUCCCAGAGGAACAGUCCCCUGGCUAUCAGCUCCACCUCCAAGAAGAAAAAGAAAAUCCUCAUCAGGGGAGACAGUGGGGACGGUACUGAUGAUGAAAUGAUCAUGCGAAAGACAAGGAGCUGUAAGGAGAGCCUCGGAAGGAGGGAAUCCGAUCCUUUAGAUGCUGUGGACCAGGAGGAAACCGGUGAGACAAAAGAAUGUAGCCUUCCUGGAUCUUCCUCCCUAUCAACCAAAAAUCAGUUCCCGGGAACCUCUUCUUCUACCUCCUCCUUCUCCUCAUCCUCCUCUAGUAUAAACACCUCCACCCCUGCUCGGCCACAUUCCUCUCCCAUUCCUCCAAACAGCUCCAAAACCCAGUCAGGUGCGUGGAGCAGCAGGAGCUGGCAUGGGCGGGGGAAGGGCUGCUUCAAGGGGUUUCAGAACCUCAUGAUCUCAGACAGCAUCAUGAGUUUCAUUGAGUUUGUGGAGCUGUUUAAGUCCUUCAGCAUCCGGAGUCGUAAAGAUCUUAAAGAGCUGUUUGACACAUACGCUGUGCCCUGUGUUCGCUCUAGUCCUGAGUCUGCUCCUCUGUACACCAACCUAAGAAUUGAUGAUAAAGUCACUGGGCUUCAGCCCGAUUUGGAUCUACUGACGCGCAAUGGAUCUGACCUUGGUCUCUUCAUCCGCACUCGGCAGCAGAUGUCCGACAACCAAAAGCAGAUCUCGGACGCCAUUGCAGCAGCGAGCAUUGUAACCAACGGUACUGGGGUGGAGAACGUUUCCCUGGGUGUGCUGGGCUUAGCCAUCCCUCAGCUUAAUGAUUUCCUGGUUAACUGCCAGCGGGAACACCUAACUUAUGAUGAGAUCCUCAGCAUUAUACAAAAAUUUGAACCGUCUGUAAGCAUGCGUCAGAUGGGCUGGAUGUCCUUUGAAGGAUUUGCGAGGUUUCUGAUGGACAAAGAUAACUUUGCAUCUAAGAAUGAGGAAUCUCAAGUAAACUUCGAAGAUCUGCAGUACCCACUGUCUUACUAUUACAUUGAAUCCUCACACAACACAUACCUCACCGGUCACCAGCUCAAAGGAGAGUCCUCAGUGGAACUAUACAGCCAGGUGCUGCUGCAGGGCUGUAGGAGCGUGGAGUUGGAUUGCUGGGAUGGAGAUGAUGGCAUGCCCAUUAUUUACCACGGACACACCCUGACGACCAAGAUCCCAUUUAAGGAUGUGGUGGAGGCUAUCAACCGCACAGCAUUCGUCAACUCUGAGAUGCCCGUAAUCCUGUCCAUUGAGAACCAUUGUUCUUUGCCUCAACAGCGUAAAAUGGCAGAAAUCUUCAAGACGGUGUUUGGAGAGAAACUGGUGACUAAGUUCCUGUUUGAGAGCGAUUUCUCCGAUGACCCGCUGCUGCCCUCACCUCUGCAGCUCAGAGGAAAGAUCCUGCUGAAGAAUAAGAAACUAAAGGCUCACCAAGCCCCUGUUGACAUUUUGAAACAGAAAGCGCACCAACUAGCACACAUGCAAGCUCAAGCUAACAACGGCGCUCCAGGCAGUAGUUCCCUUGGCAACAACGAAGAAGAAGAAGAGGAGGAAGAUGAAUAUGACUAUGACUACGAGUCUCUUUCCGAUGCUGAUGUCCUCACAGCAUCCACAGCCUCCUAUGGUCAGGAAGAUAACAUACUGGAUGAUAAACCGGAGGGAAAAUCAUCAAGUGAUAAGCUACAGUAUGAGUCCAAUGAUGAAAUGCCAAAGAGGCUUAAAAAAGCAGACUGUACCACUCAAAGUAAAGGAAAGAUGUUUGACAUGGAACUUGGGGAGGAAUUUUAUCUCCCCCAGAAUGAAAAGGAGAACAGACAGAUUGCACAGGAGCUUUCAGAUCUCAUCAUCUACUGCCAAGCAGUCAAGUUCCCAGGCCUCUCCACACUCUCCCCUUCGGGGUCUGGAAGAGGAAAAGACAGAAAGACCAGGAAGUCCAUAUUUGGCAGCGGUCCCGGUCGCGGGAGCCCUGGGGAAUCUGUGAUGCUCGCCCGAACCCCAGGGAAAGGCGGUUUGGAGGGGAUGCGCGUGAGUUGGGAGGAGCAGACGUCUCCUGUCCUGAGUCCCAGCACCUCCUUGAGCGCCAUUAUCCGCACGCCCAAGUGUUACCACAUCUCCUCGGUCAACGAGAACGCCGCCAAACGCCUGUGUCGGCGCUACUCGCAGAAACUCAUCCAGCACACCACCUGCCAGCUGCUCCGCACCUACCCGGCAGCCACGCGCAUCGACUCGGCCAACCCUAACCCCCUCACCUUCUGGCUGCACGGCGUUCAGCUCGUCGCCCUUAACUACCAAACCGACGACCUUCCCAUGCAGCUGAAUUCGGCUCUGUUUGAGGCUAACGGGCACUGUGGAUAUGUUCUGAAGCCCCCCGUGCUCUGGGACCGCAGUUGCCCCAUGUACCAGCAGUUCUGCCCUCUGGAGCGAGACGUGGAGCAUAUGAGUCCCACGCUGUACUCACUCACCAUUGUGUCAGGACAGAACGUGUGUCCAGGAAACACUAGCGGCAGCCCCUGCGUGGAAGUGGAAGUUCUGGGACUGCCAGUAGACAACUGUCACUUCCGUACCAAGCCCAUCCACCGGAACACACUCAAUCCCAUGUGGAACGAACACUUCUUACUGCCAGUGCACUUUGAGGACAUGGCAUUUCUGAGGAUUGCUGUGGUGGAGAACAACAGCUCCCAGGUCACGGCCCACCGCAUCCUGCCCCUAAGAGCCUUGAAGCCUGGGUACAGGCACUUGCAGCUGAGGAACCAGCACAACGAGCCUCUGGAGGUUUGCAGUCUGUUCAUCUUUAGCCGCAGGACUGAGGAAAGCUCUAAUGGAGCUGCUCUGCCUGCUGCUAUGCUGUUCAGUUCGGACGAGAGACGGGCGGCUCAGGAGCAUAAAGUGACUGUGCAUGGGGUCCCAGGCCCUGAACCCUUCACUGUAGUGUGUGUCACAGAACAGACCACAGCCAAGCAGCUGCUGGACAUGUUACUUUCCUCCACUGCAUCGUCGACUGACUACUUUCUGACUGAGGAGAAAGUGCCUCUAUCAAAAGAUAAGAGCGACAACAAAAGAGUGUGUCAACAGCGCCCCCUAGCGCCUGAAGAGGAGGUCCUCAAAGUUCUCCAUAGCUGGCAGCCAGAGGAGGGCUAUGUAGGCAGAAUAUGUCUAAGAACUAAAGAGGAGAAAUUGAAUGAGAAGAACACAGUGAUGGAGGGAGUGGAGGAGGUGACCACUACGACAGAGGAGGAUACGUUUUUUGUGCAGGUCCACGACGUUUCUCCAGAGCAACCGCACACGGUCAUCAAAGCUCCACGCUAUAGCACUGCUCAAGACAUCAUUCAACAGACACUAAGCAAAGCCAAAUACUCUCUGAGUAUCCUGAAUAACCCCAACCCCAGCGAUUAUGUCCUCGUGGAGGAGAUGACCAAAGAGCCCAGCAGUAAGAAGGCCUCCUCGGUCAGGCCCUUCCAGCGGGUGCUGCUGGACCACGAGUGCGUUUACCAAGCCCAGAGCCGCUGGAGAGGAGCAGGGAAGUUCAUCCUCAAACUCAAAGAGCAGAUCUCUCGUGAGGAUAAGCGGAAGGGCCUGUCGUUCGCCAGCGAGCUGCGGAAGCUGACGGCUCGCAGCCGCAGCGUGACGAGUCCCGUCGGGGCUCAGGCCCAGGACGCCACCCACAGUAAGGAUGAGCGGGCAGCAUGCGCCCCGGCCACGCCCGAGCCCUCAGAGUGAGCGGUCGCAGUGCUUGGUGUGCAGUGCAUGGAAUCCAGCCAGGACUGAGGGCCUGGUUGACGGAAGGCUGGUUGGGUUCACAGAGACUCAGGAGAAAUGACAGUUCUCAUUACUGUGGUGAUGGUCCUA